UUGUGCUGUCGCAAACACGAACAUUUCACAAUGGCACCUUCACGGACGUCAACUGUCAAGUCGAAACACGCAACGAAUAAGUCGGGAAUCAGGAAUAGCAAGCAAAGCGGCAAGCCGCAAGGGGAUGGGGUCUCGAAGUCGAAGAAACCGAAGAGCAAAGGACCUCCUCCGAAACCACAGAAGAGCGCGGGGAAUUUAGCAACGUUGAAGAAGAAGAGAAGGGUUUAUACUGAGAAGGAAUUGGAUAUCCCAGCGCUGAAUAUGAUUACGCCGGUUGGGGUGGAGAAGCCCAAGGGAAAGAAGAAAGGGAAGGUUUUCGUUGACGAUAGGGAAAGUAUGAUGACUAUUCUAGCCAUGGUGAAUGCGGACAAGGAUGGCCAGAUCGAGAGCAAGAUGAUGAAAGCUCGACAAAUGGAGGAGAUUCGAGAAGCAAGAAAAGCCGAAGCAGAGAAGAGGCAAGAAUUUAGAAAGGCGAAAUUGGAUGAGACGAAAGAGGGAAUGAGGAAGAAGAGAAAGAGACCAGCGGGCGAGGAAGAGAAGAAGGAAAAUACAAGGAGCGAGGCUGCUGCAGGAACCAAGCCGCUCAAAGUUAAGAAAAGGAAGAGUGUAUCCUUUGCUUAAAGUACGAGAUGCGGAUUCGAAUUUGCGGCGUUUUGGGGGCCAUGAGCAUUGGGCGGUGUUUAUCAGAAUUAGGUGGCCAAACAAAGUGCGAGAUACCAUGGGAUCGAUUUUCAAUCGAACUAGAUUGCUCUAUCAGUGGCUCUUUUUGCUAGAAGCAGAAGGAUAUCUCUUUAUGUACAGUCUAUGUCUACAAGUAUUCUAUAUCAAGU
Messenger RNA from Mollisia scopiformis, 830 nucleotides. RefSeq lists its product as uncharacterized. The record is from RefSeq and is a predicted model, not a curated record. The coding region runs from base 31 to 621 and encodes 196 amino acids. Gene Ontology annotation, molecular function: mRNA binding. NCBI's taxonomy places the organism in Eukaryota, Fungi, Ascomycota, Leotiomycetes, Helotiales, Mollisiaceae. Gene Ontology annotation, cellular component: nucleolus; preribosome, large subunit precursor. Gene Ontology annotation, biological process: ribosomal large subunit biogenesis; intracellular mRNA localization. The transcript has 2 exons.